AUGUCGAAGUUCUUUGAGGGAUUAGACGACGCUCCGCAGAAGAAAGUUCGCUCUGCGAUUUCUGCCGAGAUGGAAGACGAUGAGUGCGGGGAGGAAAAGCCCAGCCUGUCGAACAAGGAAAAAAAAGACGAAGAAGUUGCGCAGAUGUGCAGGGAUGCCUCGUUUAAGAAGCCAAAAGACGUUGAGCAGUUUUUCAAAAAGCUCACGAAGUACUCGGCGCACUUCAGCCGGCAGGGAGUUCCCUCGGCCCUCCUGGAGUUUCUCGCGGAGACGGAGGGGAAGAAGGAAACGCCCUCUAUAUUCAAGCAGAAGAAGAUAAAGUUCCUGGAGAAGUACCAGGAGGCGGAAGUUGUUCUGGAGCUUGUCGAGGAGAAGAAGAAAAAGAAGAGCUACAUGGAGGAAAUAUCAAAGACGUACCUCAUAGAGAGCCUGGAGAAGAGGAAGGCAGCGCUUCUCGAGAUAGAGGGCGUGGGUGAUCUGUCCAGCAGCGAAAGGCACCGAAUAAACCUGUACAUGACCAGCUGCCUCAUUGAGGAGAGCAUGCAGGAGCACUACGCCGAGAUUGUGCGGAGGAUGAAGAAAGAGGCUGAGUUCGUGGAUGCGAAGGAGGAGGCAGACCUGCUGCGCACGCGAGUUGGGAAGUACGUUAAGAAAUUGAUCAAAAACAUCCAGAUACAAGAUCGAAACGGCGAGUCCUGGGAGAGCCAGUACAAAGACCUGCAGGAAAUUGCUCUCGCCCUGAAGAAGGCCACGUCCGUGCCGGAGGAGGGCCUUUUGGAGGUGGACUAUUUCCUGCGGAGGGAAAAGCCUGCCCCGUGCCCGCACCUUUCCAACGAGUUUAUCCAGAAAGAGGUUUCCAGCCACGGAUACCCGCAGUUUGAGAUGGUCGAUAAAAUCAGGUCUCUGCCCCUGGAGGAGGCGCUGGCUCUGCACAGAGAGCACGCUUCCUCCACCCUCAGCGCAGAGGGAGAGUCUGCAGAGCACUCAGUCACCAUAUGCUUCUACAAAAUGGCGGAGGAGCUGGGAAUGCGGGCAUUUGCGGAGAGGGACUUUGCAAGCGCAAUGGACCUCCUGGAGACCGUGUACUACAAUAAAACCAUCUGGAGCAGCCCGCAGACAGAGCAGAUUCUGGAGGUGCUUUGCCUGUGCUUUGAGAAGAAGAUGAAGGAAAAGAAGUUUUUCGACGUCUUCAAGAAGAGCCUUCUGCAGAUAGGAGAUAACCUGCUGCUUCUCAGGUCGCAGAAUCCGAAGAUGGAAAUUGCAAGGGCAUUCACCUUCUUGCGCCUGGGGGACUACAUGGGCGCACACGCUAUUGUCGCAUCUCUGCUGCCAAAUUUCAACUGCGAAAACCUCCUGCGGGCAAGGGCGAUGGAGAUACUUUUGACCCCUUCAGAGUGA
Molecule: messenger RNA, 1398 nt
Organism: Nematocida major
Lineage: Eukaryota; Fungi; Microsporidia
Exons: 1
Coding region: 1-1398 (465 amino acids)
Source: RefSeq, a predicted model, not a curated record